Messenger RNA from Cooperia oncophora, 534 nucleotides. Lineage: Eukaryota; Metazoa; Nematoda; Chromadorea; Rhabditida; Trichostrongylidae. The record is from the annotation of a GenBank genome assembly.
AUGCCCAUCGACUAUUCUAAAUGGAAAGCGAUUGAGGUAUCGGACGAUGAGGAUGAUACCCAUCCGAACAUUGACACUCCCUCACUGUUCAGAUGGCGUCAUCAAGCACGUCUCGAAAGAAUGGCAGAAAAGAAGCAGAAGAGGGAAGAAAUUGAGAAGAAUAAGUCGGCGAGCAAUAGCAAAGUUGAGGAAUUAGAGCAGAAACUAAAAUCCGCAGAUAUCACUGCUGAAGAGAAAGAGAAAAUCGAGAAGGAAAUCGCAGAAAUCAAGGAUCAAGAGGCGAAAUGGUUGGCUAAAGAGAAAGAACUGGAAGAACAAGAGCGACUCGAGCCGUGGAAUGUGGACACCAUCGGACAUGAAGCGUUCAGUUACUCGCGCAUUAACAAAGAACAAGAGCGACUCGAGCCUUGGAAUGUGGACACCAUCGGACAUGAGGCGUUCAGUUACUCGCGCAUUAACAAAGUUGGUGAAAAGAAACCUCCACCAAAGCUAUCCGAUGAAGAGGACUCGAAAAGAAUGGUGAGUCAGUUUUGA